Messenger RNA from Physella acuta, 412 nucleotides. RefSeq lists its product as uncharacterized. NCBI's taxonomy places the organism in Eukaryota, Metazoa, Mollusca, Gastropoda, Physidae. Gene Ontology annotation, molecular function: hormone activity. The record is from RefSeq and is a predicted model, not a curated record.
CUUAAAGCCUGGACCAGGACCUGCUCGACCAUUCGGACUGGACCAAGCGGAAUCCUCAGCACCAUGAAGUCCCUGCUGAUUGCCCUACUGCUGCUGGUGUUGUGUGACGCCCAGAUCCACUUCACGCCCGACUGGGGCAACAACGGCAAGCGCUCGCUGGAGGAGGACCACACGGAGCGGAUCUUGGAGGACGUCACGGCCUCCUGCCUCCAACACUCCGACCUUAAGUUUCUACUGCAGAUUGUCCACAUUUUAACGUCUGAAUCCCAACGACUGAGCGCAUGUUUCAAGGAGCUGCAACGAUAAGAACCACCCGCCAGCCAGCACAAAGUUUUGUUCUAUUUAUUGACCUGACUUGUGACGUCAGCAAAGAGACGAGAGGUCAAAGAAAAUGAAAUAAAGCAGAUGACAA